This is a messenger RNA of Botrytis cinerea B05.10, 1639 nucleotides long. RefSeq lists its product as hypothetical. NCBI's taxonomy places the organism in Eukaryota, Fungi, Ascomycota, Leotiomycetes, Helotiales, Sclerotiniaceae. The record is from RefSeq and is a predicted model, not a curated record. Gene Ontology annotation, cellular component: endoplasmic reticulum tubular network. The transcript has 3 exons. The coding region runs from base 348 to 1508 and encodes 386 amino acids. Gene Ontology annotation, biological process: endoplasmic reticulum tubular network organization.
GAAGCCCCUCUCGCGUUCCUGAGGUUGCGAUCCCGAGUAGGGUAAGGAGUACUAUAUAUAUCGUAUGGAUGUAUAUAUACCUGCUGGGUGCGUGUAGCAAUUGGGUUGACUGGAUUGAUUAGCUUUCCGUCCAUCCAAUCACCGAAAUUGCCUUGUCCUAGGAGUCAGCAGCUUGCUAGCUUAGCUGCCAAAAGUGACGAAGCUAUUACCUUGGAAAUCUAUCCCCUCCCACCAAGAACACUCUCGUUCCUUUCAUCUACCGUUUCCCUGCCUAUUGAUGUGAACGUCAAUAUGAGGUGACACACAACUCCUAUUACGAUCAUCAAAUUCCGAAAGCGUACUUUAAAAUGGUUUCACUGUGGCCCUGGAAGCGCGAGGAUAAUUCUCCUGCCUCCUUUGAAAAAACACUGUCCGCGUUGGCAGAGAAGAUUUCGAAAUCACAGUCACAGCUAGAUUCUCGGAGACUUCGUGGCAGACGUGUGAAAGCAUUAUGGACAUUAUAUUCGAGUUUUGCAUACAUGGUGGUGUUCGUCAUAGCACUUUUAGUGAUCGGCUGGAAGGAUUUGACAGUCUUGGAGUACACUGGUCUUGCGGGAAGCCCCUUGAUAAUCUAUCUCAUUCGAAGUGGCAUUACGAGAUAUUAUGAAUACAGGGUUGAAUCCAUCGCGCGUCGUCUGGAGGAACAACAAGCUGAGAGAACAAAAACCAUCGACAAAUUAAAGGCUGCCACGAAAUAUAACACCACACAAGAGCUUCUAGAGAAAUAUGGUGGCGCUCCACCCAAACCUCCUGCACCGAAGAGAACUGCAUCUGUGAAAAAGACUCCAAAGAAUAAAGAUGCGCAACCCCCACGAACAAGCAUGGGCCCACCUGCGACAGCAAAUAUACCCCGCCCUAACCAAAUUCCGAGUCAACCUUCUACCCCUCAACCACUUGGUAGCAGGACCCCUCCUUCAUUUAUCGCUCCAUCUCCAUCGCCUAUUGCUCCUCGAAGUGAGCCAGGCCCUGCUGAAUUUGCACCAAAUGCAUUUUCGGGUCCAUCUCAAUAUGCACAAGGUCAAUAUGCUCAGAGUGGAGAGUUUGUCGCUGAAGGACACUGGUACGAUCGAGUAUUAGAUUUGUUGUUGGGCGAGGAUGAGACACAUCCAAAGAAUCGCAUGGCGUUGAUAUGCAAAAACUGUCGACUUGUCAAUGGUCAAGCACCACCUGGUACAAAAUCCCUGGCAGAUUUAGGGAAGUGGAGAUGCUUUGGUUGUCGGACCUUGAAUGGGGAGGAAGAUGAAGCUGCAAAGGCCGUACAAGAAAUGAAGGAAAAGAUCCAGGAUACCAACGUAAAGGAAGAAACCCAUUCUGAGCUCGAAGAUAGAAGUACAGAGGAUCCUGAAGAUACACCUGGGAGUGAGGAUAUUGAUCACGAUGAUAUCAAGAAUGAAGAGGAGUCGGAGGAAGAAAAGGUCGAGGUCAAACCAAAACGGGGACGGCCCAAAUCAACCCGCAAAAAAGUCUAACUUGUGGCAAUUGAUCUUAUUUCACUAUGAGCUAUCUACAGGCCAUAUCAUAUCCUUGAUUCCCUUUUGUACCUUAUCCAUCAGAUGGCAAUUUGCCGUCCCAAAAUUCAUUAUCACUUUAUUUUUAGCCA